CCAUUCAUAGAUAAUGAUCAUUGGAUACAUCAAUACUUUUCACCAAGAGAGUAUGGUAUAAGUAUGCCAUUGAUGUUGGUUGUAAUUGGUCUAACAAUAAUUGGUACAUUCUUGGGUCUUGUAAUGGUUAGUUCAAAGAGG
Acytostelium subglobosum LB1 is the source of this 141-nucleotide messenger RNA. RefSeq lists its product as hypothetical. Gene Ontology annotation, cellular component: endoplasmic reticulum membrane; dolichol-phosphate-mannose synthase complex. The record is from RefSeq and is a predicted model, not a curated record. Lineage: Eukaryota; Evosea; Eumycetozoa; Acytosteliales; Acytosteliaceae. The transcript has a single exon. Gene Ontology annotation, molecular function: enzyme regulator activity. The annotation marks the transcript as partial. Gene Ontology annotation, biological process: GPI anchor biosynthetic process.